This is a messenger RNA of Acanthopagrus latus (yellowfin seabream), 2690 nucleotides long. RefSeq names its product solute carrier family 47 member 1 (gene slc47a1). The record is from RefSeq and is a predicted model, not a curated record. Gene Ontology annotation, biological process: xenobiotic detoxification by transmembrane export across the plasma membrane. Gene Ontology annotation, molecular function: antiporter activity; xenobiotic transmembrane transporter activity. Gene Ontology annotation, cellular component: membrane. Lineage: Eukaryota; Metazoa; Chordata; Actinopteri; Spariformes; Sparidae. The coding region runs from base 43 to 2004 and encodes 653 amino acids. The transcript has 17 exons.
UCUCCCUUCUUUUUCCCCUCUGUCUUCUUGUUCUGUGUUUGAAUGGAGAAGCUGGGUUCCCCAGAACCUGCACACCCCUCACCGGGUUCAGGGCCCGUUGCUGGGGAGUUCAUUGCCAAGACAGCAGGGGUUGAGGGAGACGAGGCAGCGGCGGCGGUCAGCUCCAAACUGUUUCGGUGUGCGUGCGUUAGACGUUGGAUACCGCUGGUCUACAGAGAGGAACUCUACCAAGUCUUACGGCUCACGGGCCCAUUGCUGCUGUCUCGGAUUCUGAACUUUCUCCUGUCUUUUGUUAUCAGCAUAUUCUGUGGUCGCAUUGGAAAUGCAGCACUGGCUGGAUACGCUCUCGCCUCAGUGACCAUUAACACGACCACAACUGCAGCAGGCCAUGGCCUUGCUUUGGCUUGUGACACGCUCAUCUCUCAGACAUAUGGCGGUAAGAACCUGAAACAGGUGGGAGUGAUCCUCCAGAAGAGCUCGCUGAUCCUGCUGCUGUUUUGUCUGCCCUGUUGGGGUAUCCUCAUCAACUCUUACAACUUACUGCUCCUCCUGCACCAAGAGGAUGAGGUGGCGAGAAUUGCCCACCUCUACGUGAUGGUGUUUCUACCUGCUAUUCCUGCCAUUUUCCUCCACCAGCUGCAAGUUGCCUACCUCCAGAACCAAGGCAUCAUUCUGCCUCAGAUGUACACGGCAGCAGCAGCCAACAUUUUUAACUUGGCGGCGAACUACAUCUUGAUCUUCAGCCUCGAUUUGGGUGUCAUUGGUUCAGCACUUGCCAACAGCCUCUCUCAGAUCGCCAUCUGCCUGCUGCUGUACGGCUACAUCAGAUGGAAGAAGCUCCAUCAGCGGACAUGGGGAGGCUGGUCCAUUGACUGUCUGCAGGACUGGGACUCCUUUAUGAAGCUGGCUGUUCCCAGUGCUUUCAUGACCUGUCUAGAGUGGUGGAUCUGGGAGACUGGCGGUUUCCUUGCUGGUAUACUUGGCGAGGUGGAUCUUGCUGCUCAGCAUGUGAUGAAUGAAGUAGGAACCAUAAUAUAUAUGUUCCCUCUAGGUAUCCAUGCAGCUACCUGUGUACGUGUUGGGAAUGCCCUGGGAGCCGGAAACACCAACAGGGCCAUACUCACCUGCAAAGUGGCCCUGGUUCUAUCAGGGGUACUUGGAAUAGUACAGGGUAUUGCCGUCGGUAGCACCAAAUCCAUCUUGGGCUACAUAUUUACAUCUGAUGAGGACAUUGUGGCGAUUGUCUCAAAGAACAUCACAAUCUACAUGUUUCUGCAGUUCUUUGACGCAGUUCUGUGUGUUUGUACAGGGAUACUUGUGGGAGCUGGGAUGCAGAAAAUCGGCGCCCUGUCCAAUCUGGUGUCUUACUACUGUAUUGGUUUGCCAAUCGGAAUAGCGCUGAUGUUUGCUGCCAAGCUCAGAACACUAGGCCUGUGGCUGGGUCUCCUCAUUUGUGUUUUCAUCCAGACGGGUUUCUUCCUGGUUAUUAUCUUCAAACUCAAUUGGAAGAAAGUCACACACAAGGCUCAGUUGCGAGCUGGAAAGAAAGUAAUGCUGAUACCAACACGUCCUGCUAGCACAGUGCUGACUGAAGCGAUGGUGUCCGACUUCCUUGACUGCCCUAAUGCAGCCCAGCUGGACAGUCAGGAAGCCUCUGGAGCACCCGGCUACAGUCCAGUCCACACCCAGGAUCAGGAGCUGAAAGCAGCCCACGAGGCCGAGGGCAAAAACGCAAAUGCAGGUGGUGCUGAGGGGGAUGGCGAAAAGAACAAAAACACUUCAAAUACCAAACCCAAAGCGGGGCUCCCUGUCAAUCACCUCAUCUUGCGUCGAGGACUCACCUUAGUGGUCAUGGUUCUCCUUUUGGUCGUAGGUAUCGCUUUCCAUUUUGCAUUUCCUAUCCCGGCACACACUGCUGAGAGCCGAGCCAACUUCACCCAGAGCUGGUCCAAUGACUCCACUCUCGCGCCGCUGGUUUCACUGGACCUGACCACGAACCUCUGAGCUGUCCCUGACCUCUGAAUGUAGGCAUCUAGUGGCUGAACACACACCUCACACACUGACGCUUUAGAUCUCCUCUGUAGAGAGGAAAGUGUCGAAUAGCUGUCUUUUUAAUAGUCCGCUCAUAGUCUUGGGUUGUCACUUUGUAAAGCUAUGGCCUGAAAUGGGCUCUGCUGUGCUGCUGAGCAAAUCCACAGGAAGCUGGGAGCAGCAUCAAACGAGACUGGCAGGAUGAACAAGCUCGUGUUUCAACCUGCUCAGCCUGAGAUGCUCAACUGGGACUGCAAGAUGCAUCAUAAAACCCCUCACUACGAGACCACGCGGGCAUCGAGGAACAGAUGUUUCCCUACAGAUAGCUUUUAAAUUUUUGCACCUAUUAUUGUCUUGAUUUCCGUUUUGAACUGUGAUAUAUUUUCUUUCUUACCGACUUUAAAUGAUUCUUUUUUUUGCGUGUUUUAACUUUAAGAUUGUCUGUAAAUAUCUGAUGUGAAAUUUACAUGCAUCCAUGUAAAUAUGUAAUACACAGUAUAGCUACAUGAGAAGGCUAUUACUGCAUUGUCUUCCUGUAUCACUGUGACUCCGCUCUGGAUUAUUUCAGGGCAGAGGUGAUUCACUAAUAAUAAGCUAGUUAUUAUAUUUUCUUUUCUUUUUUUUUUUUAAAAUUUUUUUUACUGCACAUCUAUGGCCAG